AAAGGAGAAGAGCAGAAAGCAGAUGAAAAGAUGGUAAAUGAGGAUGAGCAAUUAGAAGAAGAUGAUGAGAAGCAGAAUGAAGAAAAAGGAAGAGAAGAGCAGAAAGCAGAUGAAAUGGUAAAUGAGGGUGAGGAAAUAGAAGAAGAAGAAAAAGAUGAGAUGGUGAAUAAGAGCAAGGAAUUAGAAGAUGAUGAAGAGCAAGGAGAAGAGAUGGUUAAUAAGGUUGGUGGUGUGGUUUUAGGUGAAGAUGAGAAGUGGAUAAAACAGUACAGUAGUUCCCAAACGAUACUCCUAGUUGGAGAAGGAGACUUCUCCUUUUCUGCUGCUCUUGCCACUGCCUUCGGAGACGCUUCUAACAUGGUUGCCACUUCUCUGGACUCUCAUGCUUUUUUGGCUGAAAAUUAUACGAAUGCUGUUUCCAACAUUGCUAUGAUGAGAAGAAAGGGAUGUAAGGUGAUUCACGGAGUUGAUGCUACAGACAUGGCGAACCAUCCAUUGCUAAAAGGCUUGAAAUUCGAUCGUAUAAUUUUCAACUUUCCAUAUGCUGGCUUUUUCAAGACUAAAUCUCGCUCAUCUCAGCUGCUUUUACACCAAGCCCUUAUGAGGCCAUUUCUUGAAAAUGCAGUGAGGAUGAUUGGUGUGGAUGGUGAAAUCCAUAUCACACACAAGUCUAAUGGGUUCCACAGAGAAUGGGACAUAGCUGGGUUGGCAUACCAGCAGGGACUUCAUUUGGUCAAAGCUGAAGAUUUUAAGCUUAGUGAUUAUCCUGGAUAUAACACCAAACGUGGUUUUGGUGGUGAUCUUAAUUUCAAUUGCUAUCCUAGCAAAACUUAUAUGUUUCGGUCAAUUUAGUUGUUCUAGUCAUUCUACUCAUAAUGGGAUUGGGUGAUUGAUAUGAAGUCGCUAGCUUUUUUGA
Molecule: messenger RNA, 916 nt
Organism: Ipomoea nil (Japanese morning glory)
Lineage: Eukaryota; Viridiplantae; Streptophyta; Magnoliopsida; Solanales; Convolvulaceae
Exons: 3
Coding region: 31-852 (273 amino acids)
Biological process (GO): rRNA base methylation
Cellular component (GO): cytoplasm
Molecular function (GO): rRNA (uridine-N3-)-methyltransferase activity
Source: RefSeq, a predicted model, not a curated record